This is a messenger RNA of Sphaeroforma arctica JP610, 211 nucleotides long. RefSeq lists its product as hypothetical. The record is from RefSeq and is a predicted model, not a curated record. Gene Ontology annotation, molecular function: ATP binding; protein kinase activity. Lineage: Eukaryota; Ichthyosporea; Ichthyophonida. The annotation marks the transcript as partial. Gene Ontology annotation, biological process: protein phosphorylation. The transcript has a single exon.
GACACCUUCGUGGGGUCUGCUGCCUAUGCUGCCCCAGAAAUUCUGGCCAACGAACAGUAUGUGGGCCCUGCUACCGACGCAUGGAGUUUUGGGGUGGUGCUAUUCUCACUACUGUCGGGAAAGCAGCCCUUCGACAGCAAUGGCAACCAGUUGAUGUUCUACAAAAAGGUGCAGAAUGCCGAGUACGAAAUGCCCAGCAAUAUCAGUGAAG